Molecule: messenger RNA, 2698 nt
Organism: Stomoxys calcitrans (stable fly)
Lineage: Eukaryota; Metazoa; Arthropoda; Insecta; Diptera; Muscidae
Product: annexin B11
Exons: 9
Coding region: 474-2225 (583 amino acids)
Cellular component (GO): cytoplasm
Molecular function (GO): calcium ion binding; calcium-dependent phospholipid binding
Source: RefSeq, a predicted model, not a curated record
AAAUUUAGUUGCUCGUUUCUCUUCAAAGUGAUUGUUUCGUGUUGACGGCACAAAACGUUUUUGUUUUUAUAAAAAACAUAUACCAAUUGUUUUUAACUGUGUGAGUGUGCCUUAAAGUAGCCGGCAAAUAAUAAAAAAAGAAAUAAACCAGAAAAAAAGAAACCAAAAGAAGCAGAAAUAAAAAAAACCCCAACAAAUAACACAAAGUUUUUUAGUGAUUGUGGAUGCUUGAAAACGAAUAGAGAAAGAAAAGGAGUAAAAGUUGAUUUCAAAGAAAAACGAAACAACAUCUAAUAUAUCACAAAAGUCCCCCACAAAGAGUAAAUAGCUAUUGCUUACGUUGCAGUUACUCUAGGAAAAUAAACCGAAUCAACUAAAAACCAAAAAAAAAAAUCUAUUAAACAUCUACGAGUGGUAGUUUACAAUAUAUUUUGGAAUCUCCCCUUACUUGGUCAUUAAGUAACAACAACAAAAUGUAUCCAUUUGGUUCCGGUAUGCCACAGCCACAUGGCUCGCCAUCGCAACAUGGUUACCAACAGCCGGGCAUGCCAGUCGGUGUACCAUUUGGGGCUGGUUGGGUAGCACCCACACAGCAUCCCCAUCAGCAGCAACAACAACAACAGCAACAACACCACUCACCACAACAUUCGAAUUUACACUACCAAUCAUUGCCAUCACAUCAGCAUGUGCAUCAGCAAGCGCCCUAUCCAACUACUAACUCUGCUCCCUAUCCCACUAAUAAUGCAACACCAUAUCCUACUAAUAAUACGGCUCCCUAUCCCACGGCAGGACAAUAUGCCCAAGCCACACCCUAUCCACCGCAAGGUAAUCAAUCAGCACCCUAUCCCGGCUCCUCAUAUCCCCAUAACCCCCAUCAGGCACCUUAUCCAACAUCGACGGGCUCACCAUCUCAUUAUCACAAUCCCCACUAUGGUCAACCGGCUGUCAGUCAUCCCUCGGCCUAUAAUCCCAAUCAUGGUUAUACACCUGUCAGAACUUCGGUAGGCCUAGAGUCGCCGGCUGGCAAUAUACAGCAUUGUUUUGAGGAAUUGGCCCAAAGGCAGGGUCAUCCCAUACAACAUCAUAGCGUUGUACGCAGAGAGAAUAUUGGAUUUUCUGAAUUUGUUAACGAUGUUAAUGAGGAGGUUGAUGUUGAUGAUAAGGAAGAUAUUUAUGAUGAAAUUAAUGAAACAUUUGAUUCGGAAAACACUUUAGAUGAUGUGAAUUCUUUAGAAACUUUUUAUGCGGUUCAAAAACAGCAGCAUGGUACUCCUACCGUGUUUCCAGCCCAAAAUUUUGAUCCCGUUAAAGAUGCCCAUGAUUUGCGUAAGGCCAUGAAAGGUUUUGGCACUGAUGAGGAUGCGCUCAUCAACAUCAUCUGCCGUAGAACCAAUGAGCAAAGACAAGAAAUCCAACGUCAAUAUAAAACCCAUUUCGGCAAAGAUCUUAUUGAGGACAUACGCUCCGAGACCAGUGGCAAUUUCGAAAAGCUUUUGGUUGGUCUUUUGCGUCCCAUUGUGGAUUAUUAUUGUCAUGAGUUGAAUGAUGCCAUGGCUGGUCUGGGCACUGAUGAGGAUGUUCUUAUUGAAAUUCUAUGCACUCUAUCGAAUCAAGAGAUUCAUACCAUUAAAAAUCAAUAUUUGCGAUUGUAUGGUGCCCAUUUGGAAUCUGAACUAAAAUCUGAGACUUCCGGAAAUUUCAAACGUUUGCUGGUUUCCCUUUGUGCUGCUGCACGCAACGAAAGUGGUCUGACUGACCCCGCAGCUGCUCAGAGUGAUGCUCGGGAAUUGCUUAAGGCUGGUGAAUUGCGUGUUGGCACCGAUGAGAGCAUGUUCAAUAUGAUUUUGUGCCAGCGUAAUUAUCAACAAUUGAAAUUGAUCUUCCAUGAAUAUGAGCAUAUGACUGGACACUCACUGGAAAAGGCCAUUAAGAAGGAAUUUUCUGGAGACAUCAUGGAGGGACUCAUUGCAAUUUGUCGUUGUGUUAACAACAAGGCAGAAUAUUUUGCUUCUCGUCUACACAAAAGUAUGGCUGGUAUUGGAACCAAUGACAAGCAGUUGAUACGAGUUAUCAUUACCAGAUGCGAGAUCGACAUGGGUGACAUUAAGGUUGCCUAUGAACGCAUGUAUGGCAAGAGUUUGAAGAGCUGGAUUAAGGGUGACACAUCGGGGCACUACAAGCAUGCCUUGUAUGCAUUGGUGGGAGAGCAGCGUUCGAAUUCUUAAACACUAAGCAGAACUUCUUAAACUAUGAAGAAGAAGAAGGGAGGGAACUUUUCUACAACUAUAACUGCAAUUAUAAUUAAUUCGAAUAUUUUCUAUUUUUAAAAAAUUUAACAAACCCUUUUUGAGUAUUAGACAAAACCAAUCAUAUUUGCUACUAUGUUUUACAAACAAAAAAUAUUUAAGAAAAAAUUAAAUUCGGAUUUGAAAAAAUUAUCAAGAAAUUUAAAAAAAAUCAAAACUGACCACAAACACAUUGCUAUGCAAUAACACAACACAAGUUUCCUGUUCAAACCUUGAGGUUAUGCCAGGAAAACCAAGAACAAACUACAAAAAAUGCAUUUAAUGUAAUUUUACCAUUUAAAACCCCAUGAAUACAAAGAAAUCUCUGACAGUGACUUUUUUCGCUAAAUAUUUAAUUGAAAAUAAAAUGCAAAAAUAUAAAACAACUACAGUUUAAAACUGUUAUAAAAGUG